Molecule: messenger RNA, 1114 nt
Organism: Trichoplusia ni (cabbage looper)
Lineage: Eukaryota; Metazoa; Arthropoda; Insecta; Lepidoptera; Noctuidae
Product: phosphate carrier protein, mitochondrial-like
Exons: 1
Coding region: 24-1010 (328 amino acids)
Biological process (GO): mitochondrial phosphate ion transmembrane transport
Cellular component (GO): mitochondrial inner membrane
Molecular function (GO): phosphate transmembrane transporter activity
Source: RefSeq, a predicted model, not a curated record
UUAUACCUACAAAAUUUGCCAAAAUGACAAAAAAAGAUGGAGAAAAAGAAGAAAAGUAUUAUUGCGAAAUGUUCAGUAACAAAUUUUUCAUACUGUGCGCGUUCGGCGGCGCGUUGGCAUGCGGCACAACGCACACGUUCGUGACACCUCUCGACCUGGUCAAGUGCCGGCUGCAGGUGGACCCCGGCAAGUACAAGUCCAUCUUUAGGGGGUUCUCCGUGUCGAUCAAGGAAGGAGGCAUCCGGAACAUCGUCAAGGGCUGGGCGCCUACUUGUAUAGGAUACUCCCUGCAAGGAGCCUUCAAGUUUGCCGGCUAUGAGUAUUUUAAAUACAGAUAUGCGACGAUGGCUGGCGAGGAAAACGCGUUUAUAUACCGAACAUCCUUGUACUUGGCUGCGGCUGCGUCAGCUGAAUUUGUUGCUGAUAUAUUUUUAUGUCCGCUGGAGGCAACCAAAGUGCGCAUGCAGACUACUCCUGGAUACACAUCGCAGAUGAGGAAGGCCAUGCCUCACAUGUUGAGCACGGAAGGCUUUGGUGUGUUCUACAAAGGGAUUGCGCCACUAUGGGGACGGCAGAUACCUUACACAAUGAUGAAGUUUGCUUCCUUCGAAAGGACAUUGGAGUAUUUGUAUCACGCUGUUGUCCCCAAGGCCAGAGAAAAAUGCACAAAAGUAGAACAGUUGAUAGUCACGUUCACAGCUGGUUAUAUCGCGGGAGUAUUAUGUGCUAUAGUGUCGCAUCCAGCUGAUACGAUAGUGUCGAAACUUAAUAAAGAACCGGGCUCCAGUAUCGGUGGCAUUAUUUCAGAGGUGGGACCAAUGGGCAUCUGGCGUGGCUUAGUUGCUCGUAUCAUUAUGAUAGGCACUUUGACUGGCCUGCAAUGGUUUGUGUACGAUGCCUUUAAAGUUUAUACGAGAAUGCCUCGCCCUCCUCCUCCAGAAAUGCCAGAAUCACUCAGAAAGAGAUUGGAAGAAGAAGAAAAAGAAAGAGAAAAACUGAAGAAGAAAUAAUUUACAGACAAAGGGAAGUGAAAUAAUUUUAACUUACAGAAAAAGUCUGUUUUAAUAUUCUUACAGUUAACUGUCCAAUAAACUUGUGAAUGUACUUGUCACCA